Molecule: messenger RNA, 2061 nt
Organism: Microthlaspi erraticum
Lineage: Eukaryota; Viridiplantae; Streptophyta; Magnoliopsida; Brassicales; Brassicaceae
Source: the annotation of a GenBank genome assembly
AUGGAAUGUUUUCUGUCAAAUCGGCAUAUUGGCUUGCUACUCAUUUACCGGACUCACAAGAUUCUUGCCAAGUUCUUCUCUACUGGUCGCACUGCUAAGCUGAGAAGCGAGAUAUCUGGUUUCACUCAAAGGAACAAUGAGACAUUUGCUGAAGCUUGGGAGAGAUUCAAGGGUUACACCAGUCAAUGCCCUCAUCAUGGCUUCAGCAAUGAGUCUUUGCUUUCCACACUUUACAGAGGAGUUUUGCCAAGAUACAAAGAGAUGUUGGACACAGCCAGUAAUGGAAACUUCCUCAAUCAAGAUGUAGAUGAUGGCUGGCAGCUUGUGGAGAACAUUGCUAACUCAAGUGGGAGCUAUGGAGAGGAGUAUGAUCGCACAAACAGGAGCUCGACCUCCAACUCGAUCGAGUCUGAUAGUAAGCUGAGAAACGAUGUCAAGGCACUCAAUGAGAAGUUGGAUACGCUUAUCUUAGUUCAAUCCACAAUGAAGAAGGCCAACUUUGUUUCUAAAGAAGAGAUGGUUCAAGGCCAAGAAGAGGAGGAGAAUCAGUUUGCUGAAGUGUGCUACAUUAAGAAUGGACAAGGAGGUUAUCAAAACGGUUACUAUGGCUACAAGUCACACCCUACCAUGUCCUACAGUAACACUGAUGUUGCCAAUCCUCAAGAUCAAGUCUACCCUCCGCAGCAACAAGCUCCAGCGAGUCAGCCUCCACAGCAAGGAUAUGGUCAGAAAGGGAAUUUCCAGGGCCAUCAGGGAAAUUAUCAAGGACAACAGCAGAGUGUACCAACUGGGUAUGCACCUCAAGCGCCUCAGGCUUCACCAAGUCAGGAACAAGAAAUAAAAGCCAUGUUGAAGCAGCUCUUACAAGGUCAAGCAGAUGGUGCUAUGGAGAUAAGCAAGAAGUUGGCUGAGAUGAACUCUAAGAUUGAAUCCUUGAACACUAGAGUUCACUCUUUGGAACACCAUGCUUCUUCUUCUGCUGCUAAGCAAGGUCAAUUUCCUGGAAAGGCUGUUCAGAAUCCAAAGGAGCAUUGUAGAGCGAUCUUCACUCAAGAGGAAGGAUUUGAUCAACAAGCUGCUAAUGAGAAGGAUAUUGAGGAGAUCUGUAUGCUGCUUAAUAAUGAAGACAAUGUUGAUAACAAGGACGAAGGUGAUCUCUUAUCCACACCAACCUCACUACCCAAGCUGAAUGGUCAGGGAAGCUUCACUCUGCCUUGUACACUUGGUCACCUACAACUUGAGGAUGCACUUGUUGAUUCUGGAGCAAGUAUCAAUCUGAUCUCUCUUGUUCUAAUACAGAAAUUGGGUAUACAGAGUCUGAUCCAGCGACCUAAGUCUUCUAUCAUGUUUGGGGAUGCUUCUUCUAAAGCCCCACUUGGUAUUGUCAUGGAUUUCCCUUUGAGAAUUGGAGAGUGCACAAUCCCAAUUGAUCUAACAGUUCUGGAUAUGGUUGACGAGAAGGAUGUGCCAUUGAUCUUAGGGACACCUUUCCUCACCACUGUUGGUGCCUCCAUUGAUUUCCAUACAAAGAAAGUGAUCCUGCACAAUGUCAACAGCAAAGUCUCUUACCCUCUCAAGGCAUCAAGCUCUAAAUAUUGUGGAACCAUUGCCACUAAGUCACUGAGCAUCAAGGGUGAUGAGUUUGCUGAGGUUGAAAAGAUGGAGAUUAUGACUGAGAGCAGCACAGAGCCAGUUAUUUGUGAACCUUGUGUUCUGGAUGAGAUGGGUCUUGCAGUUUUGUUUAGUGAGCAGCUAGGAAGUGCUCAAAAAGAUGGGGAGGGUAUGGCUUUGAAGGCGUCUCCUGGACAUAAAAAAAAGAUGAUCACGCCUCAGACUCUCUCAAGCGCUCCAUCCCAGCUUACCCUGACUCUGUUGCCAUCCAAGUUCACAAAUGGGAAGAUUGAGUACAAGAUCAAGUGCAAGAGAAAGUCUAAACCGUUUUCCAGUAUCAAUGCCUUGGUCAGUCCUGAGCUGCAAAAAGAUCAAACCAAGCUCAAGGAGCUCCUAUCUUCAGUCCUUACUGUCACAUUUGAUGGCGGGACCGCUCUCAUUCAUGCCUAA